Fonsecaea multimorphosa CBS 102226 is the source of this 2172-nucleotide messenger RNA. RefSeq lists its product as uncharacterized. The record is from RefSeq and is a predicted model, not a curated record. The transcript is spliced from 3 exons. Gene Ontology annotation, biological process: basic amino acid transport; transmembrane transport. Bases 1 to 2172 code for a protein of 723 amino acids. Gene Ontology annotation, molecular function: basic amino acid transmembrane transporter activity. Gene Ontology annotation, cellular component: fungal-type vacuole membrane. Lineage: Eukaryota; Fungi; Ascomycota; Eurotiomycetes; Chaetothyriales; Herpotrichiellaceae.
AUGGUGUUCAUAUACACAUAUCGCAAAAUCAGGGCGUAUCGUGCUCGUAAAGCCGCUGAAGCUGAAGCCCAAAAUCAAAUAUCAACGACUGCGGGCUCAGACUCAUCAACCGCACCAACCAACCCCAAGUCACCAUCCAAUACCUCCAAGAAGACAAAGCCAUGCCCGCAAUGCACUCGAGAAAAGAGCAAGGCCCGCAAAUACCGAUGGAAACUCCUUUUCUGCCUGCUUCCUGCAUUCUUUAAUGCCAGUCUGGACUUGACUAUCGUCGCGACAGCAUUGCCGCAAAUUGCAUCCCAUUUCAACAAGUUUAACCAGCUCAAUUGGAUCGUUACCGCCUUCACACUUACGUCGACAGCAUUCAUUCCCGUCUUCGGUCAAUUAGCAGACACAUUUGGCCGUCAUACUACCUUGCAGAGUGCCGUGGUCACCUUGACCAUUGGAAGCGUCCUUUGCGCUGCGACCCCAAACUGGGCCGUCCUCCUCCUCGGCCGUGCACUGCAAGGCAUGGGCACUGCGGGAAUACAGAAUGUCACUAUGAUCGUUCUCGCGGAUUCAGUGUCCUUGAGAGAUCAGGCUGUCAACACAAGUAUUUUUCAGUUGUUGAAUGGAAUUGGCUAUGCCGUUGGACCCAUCAUAGGCGGGUACCUAACGAACGCAAACUGGCGAUACUGCUUUGUUCUGGGCGCGGGCAUUUCCGUCAUAAGCAUUGUCACCAUCUUUCUCCUCAGGAACGACCUCAAGGCAGGCAGAGUCUCCAUCUCGCACCCUGCGCCAAACUCCAGCCGCCUCCAAGCACUGACGAACGGCCUCUCUACACUCGACUUUGGCGGCAUCGUCCUGUUCAUAUUCGGAGUCGGUCUCGUCAUCUUGGGAACAGCCUGGGGUGGUUCAACAUACCCCUGGUCCUCCGCUGCCGUUCUCGCGCCAAUCAUCAUCGGUGCCAUUCUCAUUGUCCUCUUCUUGUUCUAUGAGAAGCUCCUUUCUUCUCCGACGAGCUUCCUCUCACGCCACCUACCACAAGGCACUGUGCCCAUGAUCCCAUCGUCGAUCCUCUCCUCCAAAGACGUCACUCUUAUCUGCUUCAUCGCCGCCGGCACCGGCGCCGCGCUCUACAGCGUCUUCUACUUCAUCGGCAUCUAUUUUACGUUGGUUGAAGGGUACGCGGCCUCCCACGCCGGCGAACAACUUUUAUACUACGUCCCCGGGAUAGGAGUCGGCGUAUAUUUCGCAAUAUUCGUCUGCAAUGUCUACCCGAGACAGACAUUCCCGCCGCUGGUCACGGGCACCAUCAUUGAAAACGCCGGGAUCGCCGUGCUUGCCUACGCGGUCAAAGUCAAGAAUGAGACACUGGUCAACGUGAUGAUGGGCAUCGCGGGAGCUGGCACGGGUAUGCGCUUCAUGCCUUCCAACCUACAUUUGGCGGGCAUGUUUCGCGACCGGUUGGCCCCGGCAUAUUCGCUUUUGAGAUUCGCUUUGCCGUUUGGCGGCACCCUCGCACUCACUAUCAUGGGCUCGGUGUUUCAGAACCAGAUGAGCGAGUACUUUGGCUCCAGCGCCGUCAACUCGGGCAACACGAACAACACUAACAACGGGACAUCCGUGGGCUUCAGCCUGCACAACCAAGCCUCCCUCGACCUGAUCAAGAACCUUCCACCGGCCGAACAGAAAGCCAUCCGCUCGCAAGGCGCCACCGCGACCAUGUGGGCGUUUAUAUCCAUCCUGCCGAUCCUGGGGCUGAGCUUGCUGGCCAGCCUGUUCCUGGGGAACGUGUGGAUCUCGAAGAAAAAGCAGGGAAAGGGGGCGGCGGCGGCGGCGGCGUCGGACGCGGAAAAGGCAGAAGCGGAAGGGGCCGAGGACCUCCGCGACCGCGAAGACGGCCUGUGUCGCCGCCACGCUGCCUCUGUCGCCGCGGACGACGGUGCGUCGUCGGCAGCGGCUGGCGCAGCCGUGGAGAAGAAGCACGAGGAGCAGCGAAACGAAGUCGAAUACAUCAGCGAGGUGUUCCUCCUCGCGGUUGCCAGGGGCGACGUGCGCAGACUGAAGAGAAAGGGCGCAUCGGAGGAGGAGGUGGCGGUCGUUAGUACCUCGCAGUCACGCGGAGGAGGAAGUAGAGCACCUGCAGGUGGACAAGGGACGCACUUGCAGAUGAAAUUGGAUGGAGGUGCGUGA